AUGUCCAAACUAUAUCCACGUCGGACGCUCAAGGCAAUUCUCAAAGCGCAUACUCCACGCCGGCGACUUGCAAAGAAUAUUGAUGUUUUGGUUUAUCUCGACUAUCUUUUAUUUCUCAGUGCACUUGUCCGUGCUGCUACAAUGCAUGCACGACAAGCUGGCGAAAAGACUUUACGUGCACCAUAUAUACAGAAAACUGCUCAGGUAUGA
Pneumocystis jirovecii RU7 is the source of this 210-nucleotide messenger RNA. RefSeq lists its product as uncharacterized. The record is from RefSeq and is a predicted model, not a curated record. Gene Ontology annotation, biological process: chromosome segregation; mitotic cell cycle; kinetochore assembly. NCBI's taxonomy places the organism in Eukaryota, Fungi, Ascomycota, Pneumocystomycetes, Pneumocystales, Pneumocystaceae. Gene Ontology annotation, cellular component: nucleoplasm; kinetochore. Gene Ontology annotation, molecular function: protein heterodimerization activity; DNA binding. The transcript has 2 exons. The coding region runs from base 1 to 210 and encodes 69 amino acids.